GUCAUCUUCUCUACACAAAAUGCUGCUUGGUACUUUUCUGCUGUUAUUUUCCUCUGCGAGCACAGUUAAAUCCUAUUUCACAAACUGGCCUCCAUAUAGCACCUUGGACACUUCUACAGAGACAGACAAUUUACCUCAUUUGCAGCUGGUGGCCACACCGGACUACCCAGGUGUAGCAGGACAAACAGUCGAACUGUACUGCAAUACUACCAUAGCGCCCCACUUCCGCUUUUCCUGGCAGCGGCUAGAAAGUCAGACCUGGCGAGAGGUGGCUCAGGGUUUGCGCCUGACACUCAACGAACCAAAGCAAAGCGGGCUGUACCGCUGCAGAGCUGAGAACCAGUAUUACCAAAAAGAGAGCAAUGUUAUCACAGUCUACAUCAUCGCCACGCAGCCAACAGUGGCUGAGAAAUUAGGAAUCAUAGGCUUCGUCCUUUCUCUCCUGGCCUUGAUCGCCACUCUGACUAUUCUGUGUUGGCUGUCCUGGCAAAGAUUUGGUGGCACACUUACUCCCUUGAACACUGCAGCUAAAGGUUUUCCUGGACCUGAAAAAGCACCAAAGGGAUGUUUCCCACAGACUGAAGGUGACGGAGGUGUGUACAUGAAUUACACAAACACCAACCCAGCCUACAGUAAUCUGGACCCCGCAAGUAUGACAGGGGACAACGCGUAUUCAAGUUUGUCAUGAAAACUCAUGGGAUGGUGCAAUAAAAAGAGGAAGAAUGACACAAAGGGUAUUUUUAUG
This is a messenger RNA of Paralichthys olivaceus (Japanese flounder), 745 nucleotides long. RefSeq lists its product as uncharacterized. Lineage: Eukaryota; Metazoa; Chordata; Actinopteri; Pleuronectiformes; Paralichthyidae. The record is from RefSeq and is a predicted model, not a curated record.